CAAAAACCGCCCGCGAGUGCUCACGUAGCGCUAGAGACAAGCGACAUCCACAACUCGACUGCGUUUCCGUCUCACUCUUGCUCUCCCGGUGCCGCUGUUUCUCUUUCUCACUGCUGCUCACGGCAGUCUCACGGUGAGACGUCGCGUUUGCCGCUUUACCUGCCGCAUUUUCCAUGCGCGCGGCUCAGUUUGUGGGCGCCUGCGCGCAUGUGCAGUUUGUUUUGGUCUUUGGCUUCGAUCGGUUGGCUUGGCUAACGGUUAACGAGAUACAGUCGAGUGAUACGAGAUCCGAUAUUUAAGAUACGGGAUCCCGAGAAACAUAGGCGUGGGUGUGCAUAAUCGAGCAUCAAUUCGUGCCGCAUGUCGAAAACAAAAGUGAUAACAAAAUCAAGUGCGACAAUUUACUAAACAUCAAAAUAUUUCUGCAUAUUUUUUUUUCCUUUUUUUUUACUUACGUGCAUUCUUUCAGAGAUCAUUUUAAAAAAGUAUAUUUUUUUGUACAUCAAAGUGAUCGGCACAUAUAUACCGUAAAAUACAAAAGAAAAAAACGAGUGUUAUUCCCACGCACAGCCGUCAUUUUUUACCUGUCGGCUGUGCAGGAUCAAUCAAAUAAACUGACAGACCCAUCGACUGGAUAACGCAGCAUUUCUCGAAGGCGGCGAAGGCAAGCGGCAAACAACACUUUUAGACUUUUCCUGGAAAAUUUGUAUGCCUCUACGGCGCAGACACUGAAAAUGGCAACUCGCAGCCAGUUGACAACUUUGGGACUGGCGCUGACAACGCUGCUAAUGACAGCUGUCGCGCUCUCGCCGCCGCAGCCAGCUGAUCAUUUAGUGCCGCCGCCGGCGCCACCUGCACCAACAACACCAACAGCAGCAGCAGCAGCAGCAGCGCUGCCCGUAGCGCAACGGCUGACACAUGCGGGCUACUCGGAGCCGGCGCAGGAAGCUGGCUUCAUGACACGCGUCGCCCGGUGGUUUGGCUUGGGCGGAUCUGGAACCGCCGCCCGGGAUCAGCAGCUGAGCGCCAGUUCGUUGAGCUAUGCAUAUCCGAAGCCGGCGCAAAACUUUGAUGCCGCUGGCAAGCCAUGCGGCCUGUGCAACAAGUAUCCCUGGGUGCCCAUGUUUGGUCAGCAGCAGCCGCCGCACAUUCAACAGCAACAGCUACAGCAGCUGCCGCAUCACCAGCAGCUCCCGCAUCAGCAGCAGAUCUCGGCCUGGCAACAGCAGCCGCUGGCGCAGGCAUCGCAGCAAAGGCAACGCGCCGUGCAGUUUCAUGCGCCGCCGCAGAGCGUCUUUCUGCCCAUCUCGGUGCCAGUUCCGGGGCUGAGUCAUGUGGCAAUGCCACCGGUUUACAAUGCCCAACCAUUCCGGCCACUGCCACAGCCACAGCCACAGCCGCAGCCGCAGCCGCAGCAGCCGUAUCCGCUGGAGAAUUUUGGCGCACACUCGGAGCUACGACCUGUGCCCGUGGUGGCCUCAACAACGCCUCGAUCUGCAGCAAGGCAGCCGAGCAGCAGCUUUGAGAUCGUUCAAAGCCAUCAGCUCACCGAUUUUAUCACCUCCGUGGAGUACCCGGCCACUUAUGUGCAGUCGCAUGCCAUUGAUCUGGGACAGACGGCAACGUCCGUCACACCGGUGCCCGCGAAUCACAGGCCCCUGCAGCAGCUACAGCAGCAGCAGCAGCAGCAGCAGCAGGAAGAGCCACAGCAGUCGCUGGACAUAAGCACUGUGCGCUAUCAGCUGGAGGAUCUGAGCAGCGGAGCAGUGCAUCAGCAUUUGCCCGCCUCGCAGCUGUUAACGGAACUGGGUCACUUUACGGCGUCCAACGCUGAGGCGCAGACAACUUUAAUCCCGCCAGCGGAUAACUAUCCGGCGGCUUCCUCGCAGCAGCAGCACCAGCAGGAGCAGGAGCAGGAGCAGGAACAGCAGCAUCUGUACUAUGCCGAACAAUACCAGGAGCUGGCCGAGACCAGCACUGUGACGCCCCUAUACGAGCAGCUGAUAUACACCACAGAGCUGCCGACUCCGGCAGCUGUUGAACUGAAUAAUCAUUUGGUGUCGCCGCAUGUGCGCGACGGACGGCAACGGGAAACGCCAAAACGGCUGCUCGACUCGCCCAUCAAUCAUGCCCAGGCCGGCGCCCCGCCGCCACGCCCAUUUACACGCGAUCCCGCCGAGUUGAAUUUCCGCCUAAGCCAGCCGACGCAUGCGCCGACGCCGACCUCCACGUAUGGCGCCAUCGAUGCCAGCGGGCAGUAUGCGGGCAUGUCGCCGCCGGGGCCACAGCAGGUAAUUAUACCCUAUACGACCAAGCAGAAGCCACGCCCCUUCGAGCCACCAAACUGGACGCCUGGAUGGCGGCUGCGACCCGCUCCGGCACAAGAGAACGACGUGGAGCUGCACGAGCAGCAGGAAUCGAAACUGGUGAGCUCGGCGACAGCGGCGCCGCCACCAAAUACGCGACGCACCACCAAAUAUCUGACCAAAAUACUCGCCUCCAAUUUGCGCGAGCUGCUCAAACGGGAGCGCGAGACAAAGCGACAGCGUCCAGCCCACUUCGGUGUGGAUAUCUCCAAGCUGCAGCACAACAUUGACGGCUGGACGGAGCAGGAGUACAAUUCGUUGUCGCAUCGCCCCAGCACCCCGACCAUACGCGGCCGCUCCAAGCACAUACCCACUGAGUACCUGACCACAACGACGCCGGCGACACCGACGGCUACGUCGACAACCAUGCGGCAGUCGAAGACAACGCGCGGCGGCGGCGGCGGCGGCUUUGAGCUGGGCGGCAGCGCCACAGCCAGCGUGGCCAAUGGCGGGGAUCUGUCUACCUCGAUUAACAACUUGGAGCAGCUGCAUCUAAGGCGUUUCCCGCCCGUCGAUGACAAUCGCCUGCUGCCCGAUUAUUACGAGGCGCUGCACCGGCACAGCCAAACCCCACGUAGCACGACACCGAUGCCAACCAUCACGCCCACUAGCACAACAACGCCCACAUCGACGGCAGAGCCGACACGGAAUACGGUUACGCCGCUUUAUGUGCGCAGCACGGCCCCCACGCCGGCACCCAUCGAACUGUGGAAGCAGGCCAAGGUGGCCAUUCUACCCGACACCAAUGAGAAGGUAUAUGUGGUCACCCCGCAACCGCGCCAUCAGCCCCAACAGCUGCAGCAGCAGCAACACGGCGAGCUGUCCGCAUCCGCAUCGGUGCCUGCACCGGUCUUCCAAACGCCAGCACCCAGAUUUCCGCGUGUGAGACCCACGCCAGGCACGGCGACAGGUGAGUCUGUUAGUGGCGAUCUGAUGGCCGCCACGCCCACGCCCUCAACGGAACAGCUGCGCAACUAUACGCCGGACAUAUUUGGUCUGAUGGGUCUGUCCGCGUAUGUGCCAGCGGAGCCUGUGGAGAUCAUUGAUGGCAAUUCCAAAGUUAUCACGAUUGUGACGUCGGCGCCAGCUGCGGCUGCGCUACAGCGACCAACACCAAGGUCCACGAUAUCGCCCAGGCCCAGAUAGAGCUACUCCCGGGACGCAGCCGACUCAGCAGAUCCGAGUGACCAGCAACCGGCGCAUCUAUUGUAAUAUAUUUCCCCAGGCCGAUUGGAUGGAUACAUUGAUUUAUCGUGUUGCGAAUUUAUUUCUUAAGCCUAAACCAAUUUUAGAGUAUUCUUGCAUUUGGUAGCUUUACACGUACAGUUAGUUUUAUAUGUAUUGGUAAUGUGCUUAACUUUUUUUUUUUGGUUUUUUUUUUGCUUGCGAUGAUAUGACGCGUCCUCUAAUAUUAAAUAUGUAUA
Messenger RNA from Drosophila virilis, 3790 nucleotides. The record is from RefSeq and is a predicted model, not a curated record. Lineage: Eukaryota; Metazoa; Arthropoda; Insecta; Diptera; Drosophilidae.